AGCCGCUGCUAGCUCGGCUCAGCGCUGCUGUGAUGCAGCAGAUAACCAGGCUAACUCUGACCCAAAAAGGUCUGCUUUCAUAAGGUCUGAUGGCUCCAGAGUGAGCGGCCAUGGCGCUGAUGAUCCCCCCGGUGAAACUCAAAUGGCUGGAGCACCUGAACAGCUCGUGGAUCACGGAGGACAGCGAAUCCAUCGCCACGCGGGACGGCGUGUCGGCGCUUUACGCCAAGCUGCUGGCCAACAAGGAGGCGGUGCUGCUGCCGCAGCAGGUGCUGUGCCUCAAGGGCCCGCAGCUGCCGGACUUCGAGCGCGAGUCGCUGUCCAGCGAUGAGCAGGAGCAUUACCUGGACGCGCUGCUGGGCAGCCAGCUGGCCCUGGCCAAAAUGGUUUGCUCCGACUCGCCCUUCGCCGCCGCGCUGCGGAAGCGCGUCCUGGUGCUGCAGCGCGUCUUCUACGCGCUCUCCAACAAAUACCACGACAAGGGCAAGGUGAAGCAGCAGCAGCACUCCCCGGAGAGCAGCGCCGGCACCGCCGACCCGCACGCCGUCAGCGAGCGGCCGCGCUCCAGCACCGACGCCCUCAUCGAGAUGGGCGUCCGCACCGGACUCAGCCUGCUGUUCGCCUUGCUGCGCCAGAGCUGGAUGAUGCCGCCGUCGCUCGGCACCGGCGGAGCGCCGGGCGGCGGCAUCAACUUAUGCAAUGACGUGAUCCACACGGCCAUCGACGUGGUGAGCUCGCUGCCGCCGCUGUCCCUGGCCAACGAGAGCAAGAUCCCGCCAAUGGGCCUGGACUGCCUGGCCCAGGUCACGACCUUCCUGAAGGGCGUCACCAUGCCCAACUCCGGGGCGGACAUCUUGGGCCGACGGCUGGCCUCGGAGCUGCUGCUGGGGCUGGCGGCCCACAGGGGCUCGCUGCGCUACCUGCUGGAGUGGAUCGAGAUGGCGCUGGCAGCGUCGGCCGUGGUCAGCGCCAUGGAGAAGAACGCGGCGCCGCACUGCCAGGAGGGGCUGAUGGGAUACGACUGCUUCAUGAACAUCCUGAUGCAGAUGAGGCGCUCCUUGGGCUCCACAGCAGACCGCAGCCAGUGGAGGGAGCCCACCAGGACCCCGGACGGCCUCUGCUCGCUGUACGAGGCGGCGCUCUGCCUGUUCGAGGAGGUGUGCCGCAUGGCGUCGGACUACUCCCGCACCUGCGUCAGCCCCGACAGCAUCCAGACGGGCGAGGCGCCAGUCGUCUCGGAAACCUGUGAGGUUUACGUGUGGGGAAGCAACAGCAGCCACCAGCUGGUGGAGGGAACCCAGGAGAAGAUCCUGCAGCCCAAACUGGCCGCCAGCUUCGCAGACGCCCAGACGAUCGAGGCGGGUCAGUACUGCACCUUCGUGAUUUCGUCCGACGGCUCGGUCCGGGCCUGCGGGAAAGGAAGCUACGGCCGUCUGGGCCUGGGGGACUCCAACAACCAAUCCACGCUCAAGAAACUGACCUUUGAACCCCACCGAGCCAUCAAGAAGGUGUCUUCGUCGAAGGGCUCGGACGGCCACACCCUGGCGUUCACCACGGAGGGCGAGGUCUUCAGCUGGGGCGAUGGCGACUACGGCAAGCUGGGACAUGGCAACAGCUCCACCCAGAAAUACCCCAAACUCAUCCAGGGGCCGCUGCAGGGGAAGGUGGUCGUGUGUGUGUCUGCCGGCUACAGACACAGCGCUGCCGUCAGUGAGGACGGAGAGCUCUACACCUGGGGGGAAGGAGACUUUGGAAGAUUAGGACACGGGGACAGCAACAGCCGCAACAUUCCCACUCUGGUGAAAGACAUCAGCAACGUUGGCGAGGUUUCCUGCGGGAGCUCCCACACCAUCGCCCUGUCCAAAGAUGGCCGCACCGUCUGGUCGUUUGGAGGAGGAGACAACGGAAAACUGGGGCACGGCGACACCAACAGAGUCUACAAGCCCAAAGUGGUGGAGGCGCUGCAGGGCAUGUUCAUCAGGAAAGUGUGCGCAGGCAGCCAGUCGUCACUGGCUCUGACCUCCACUGGACAGGUGUUCGCCUGGGGCUGCGGCGCCUGCCUGGGCUGCGGCUCCUCUGAGGCCACGGCGCUGCGGCCCAAACUGAUCGAGGAGCUGGCCACCACCAGGGUGGUGGACGUGUCCAUCGGGGACAGCCACUGCCUGGCCCUGUCCCACGACAACGAGGUGUACGCCUGGGGCAACAACUCCAUGGGGCAAUGUGGCCAGGGCAACUCCACCGGCCCCAUCACCAAACCCAAGAAGGUGGUCGGCCUGGACGGGGUCGCCAUCCAGCAGAUCUCAGCCGGGACGUCCCACAGCCUGGCCUGGACUGCUCUGCCCAGAGACAGGCAGGUGGUGGCCUGGCACCGACCGUACUGCGUCGACCUGGAGGAAAGCACCUUCUCCCACCUGCGCUCCUUCCUGGAGCGCUACUGCGACGGCAUCAACAGCGACGUUCCUCCGCUGCCCUUCCCCUCGUCCAGGGAGCACCAUAACUUCCUCAAGCUGUGCCUUCGCCUCUUAUCCAAUCACCUGGCUCUGGCCCUGGCCGGGGGCGUGGCCACCAGUAUUCUGGGUCGGCAGGCCCGGCCGCUCAGGAACCUGCUGUUCAGGUUGAUGGACGCCUCGGUGCCGGACGAGAUCCAGGAGGCGGUGAUCGAGACUCUGUCGGUGGGCGCCACCAUGCUGCUGCCUCCUCUGAGGGAGAGGAUGGAGCUGCUCCACUCCCUGCUGCCUCAGGGACCAGACAGAUGGGAGAGUCUCUCCAAAGGACAGAGGAUGCAGCUGGACAUCAUCCUGACCAGCCUGCAGGAUCACACCCAUGUGGCCUCGCUGCUGGGCUACAGCGCUCCGGCUGACGGCCCCGACGCUGCGGCCCGGUCCGCCUUCGCACCGGACGCCGGCUACGACGCCGUCGGCUCCCACCCUGACACGCACUUAGCUGAGAUCCUGAUGAAGACGCUGCUCAGAAACCUGGGCUUUUACACGGAUCAAGCGCUGGGCGAACUGGAGAAGAACAGCGACAAGCUGCAGCAGCGCACCUCGUCGUCGGAUAGCAGCCAGCCGGCUCACCUGCACCAGCUGCUGUGCUCCCUGCAGAAGCAGUUGCUGGCCUACUGCCACAUCAACGCCGUCACCGAGAACUCCAGCAGCGUGGCGCUGCUCCACAAGCACCUGCAGCUGCUGCUGCCCCACGCCACCGACAUUUUCUCCCGCUCUGCCGCGCUGAUCCAGGACAGCUCCGGGAACGGGAGCAUCCGGGAGAAGCUGCAGGAUGUGAUCUACGUGUCGGCAGCUGGCAGCAUGCUGUGUCAGAUUGUCAACUCGCUGCUGCUGCUGCCAGUGGCGGUGGUGAGGCCGCUGCUGAGCCACCUGCUGGACCUGCUGCCCCCUCUGGACCGCCUCAACAGGCUGCUGCCGGCCGCUGCGCCGCUGGAGGACCAGGAGCUGCAGUGGCCGCUGCACGGUGCUUCGGACCUGGCCGAGCCGACAUCGGGCCCGGCGCUCCCGGCGGCGGCGCUGUGCUGGGUGUGGCUGGUGGACCUGGAGCGGACCGCGGCGCUGCUGGUGGGCUGCUGCCUGGGCGGGAUGCUGCAGGGUGCCGCCGCCUCGCCGGAGGAGAACCACGCCGCCUACUGGCUGAAAACGCCGCUGUUCAGCAACGGCCUGGAGACUGACAUCCCGCAGCUCGACUGGGUCAUCAGCUCGCUGCUGGAGGCGGCGCUGUCCGGGAACGAGGAGCAGAAGCCUCUGGACCGGCCGCUGCGCCCGGACCUCAGCGUCCUGCUGGACCUGGCGCUGGGCUCCUCCAAAGAACCCGCCAACAGCCUCUGGAUCAACAUGCAGGACUACGCCAUCAGCAAAGACUGGGACAACGCGUCUCUGAACAACGAGUCCCUGCUGGACACCGUGUCCAGGUUCUGCCUGGCCGCGCUGCUGAAGCACAGCGGCCUGCUGGGCCCCGCCUGCGGCGAGGGCAGGUACCAGCCGUCCAAGUCUCUGGCCGAAGUCUACCGCAGCGUCUACAAGGUCCGGAACCGACUGCUGGCCUGCAAGAACCUGGACUUCAUCCAAACCCGGUCUUCAUCCCGAGAGAGGCGGAUCUCGGACAACCAGGACUCGCUGGACAUGGACCCCCAGGAGAACUCGUUCACCCGCACCAUCGACGAGGAGGCGGAGCUGGAGGAGCGGGCCGACCGCGAGAGGGAAGACGGGCACCAGGAUCAGGACGAGGAGGAAGAGGACCGGGAGCACGAAGUCAUGACCGCAGGAAAAAUCUUUCAAUGUUUCCUCUCAGCGCGGGAGGUGGCUCGGAGCCGGGAUCGGGAGCGGGCCAGCAGCGGGACGGGCCCGGGCUCUGGGUCGACGUCCCGCAGCGCAGCGCCGGGAUCCGGGGAGGAGGAGGCGGCGCAGUCGCAGGAGGAGCGGCGGGGCAGCGCGGGGAUCCCGGAGGGCCAGGACCUGUACACGGCCGCCUGCAACUCGGUCAUCCACCGCUGCGCCCUGCUGCUGCUGGGGGUCAGCCCGGUUCUGGGAGAGCUGGGCAAGCAGAACCCGGAGGACGGCCCGAUCCAGUCGCCGCCGGAACACAGGACUGUCUGAGCUUCAUGACCAGGGAAUAAUUCUGUUUCCAGGAGUGAGAGUCUGAGUGCAGAGAGCCGCUCGGUGCAGGGCAGCCCCAGCUACCGGCUCAUCAAGUCCGCAGCGAGUCGGACUGUCCAACCCGAGUCCGACGAGGAGAGCUACAGCCUGAGCGGGCGCAGGAACGUGGAUCUGGACCUGGCCUCCUCCCAGAAGAAGAGAGGAAUGCUCCACAGCUCCCCUGACUCGCUGGCGGAGUCCUGGUUCCGGUCCAAGCUCAGCCGGCAGCGCAGCUACGGCUCGGCCCACUUCUACGGGGAGUCGGACCUGGACCUGAGCCGCUCGCUGGGCGUCCACGCCCUCAUCGACAACAUGGUGAGCUUCAUCAGCGGCGACGUGGGCCUGGCGCCCGCCUUCAAGGAGCCCGACGAGGGCAUGUCCACCAACCCGCAGGCCGCCAUCUUGGCCAUGGAGCAGCAGCAGAGCAGGGCUGAGCUGCGGUUGGAGGCGCUGCACCAGAUCGUGGUGCUGAUCUCAGGCAUGGAAGAGAAGGGCAGCCAGCAGGGCGGCGCCGAGCGGCCGGGCGGUGCCUUCCAGUCUUCCUCCCUGCUCACCUCGGUCCGGCUCCAGUUCCUGGCCGGAUGCUUCGGCCUUGGUACCGUGGGCAGCGGCGGCCUAAAGAGGGAGAGCGUGCAGCUGCACCACUACCAGGAUGGGAUCAAAGCGGCCAAGCGGAGCCUGCAGGUGGAGAUCCAGACGGCCGUCCAUAAGAUCUAUCAGCAGAUGGCAGUGACUCUGGAGCGCGCCCUGCAGGCCAACAAGCACCACAUCGAGAGCCAGCAGCGCCUCCUGCUGGUGACGGUGUUUGCCCUCAGCGUGCGCUACCAGCCUGUGGACGUGUCCCUGGCCAUCUCCAGCGGCCUCCUCAAUGUGCUGUCGCAGCUCUGCGGCACCGAGACGAUGCUGGGCCAGCCGCUGCAGCUGCUGCAGAAGCCGGGUGUGUCGCAGCUUAGCACCGCCCUGAAGGUGGCCUCCACCCGCCUGCUGCAGAUCCUGGCCAUCAGCACCGGGACAUACGCCGACAAGCUGAGUCCCAAGGUGGUGCAGGCGCUGCUGGACCUGCUGUGCAGCCAGCUGAAGAACUUGCUGGCCCAGGCAGGAGGCAGCCGGCUGGCGGCAGGGAAGGACUCGGACGACUCCAAGAUGGAUGACUCCCUCGACUCUGACAAGAAGGACUUCAGAGCUUUAAUCCGGAAGCAGCACACCGCAGAGCUCCACCUCGGGGACUUCCUGGUCUUCCUCCGCAGGGUGGUCUCCUCCAAGGCCAUCCAGUCCAAGAUGGCGUCCCCCAAAUGGACCGAGGUUCUGCUGAACAUCGCAGCUCAGAAGUGCUGCUCAGGAGUUCCUCUGGUGGGGAACAAAACCCGCCUGCUGGCCCUGCAUGUGCUGGAGGCCGUCCUGCCGGCCUGCGAGGCCAACAUGGAGGACGACCAGCUGACCCAGGUUGUGGACCGUCUCUUCUCUCUGCUGUCUGACUGCAUGUGGGAAGCUCCGGUCGCUCAGGCCAAACACUCCAUCCAGAUCAAGGAGAAGCUCCAGGAGCUGAAGCUGCAGGGCGAGGCGGAGGAGGAAGACGAGAACCUUCAUCAGGAAGUGUCCUUCGACCCGGAGAAGGCACAGUGCUGCGUGGUGGAGAACGGCCAGGGCCUGACGCACGGCAGCGGGGGCAAAGGUUACGGCCUGGCGUCCACCGGCAUCUCCUCCGGAUGCUACCAGUGGAAGUUCUACAUCGUGAAGGAGAACCGCGGCAAUGAGGGGACGUGUGUGGGCGUGUCCCGCUGGCCCGUCCACGACUUCAACCAUCGCACCACGUCGGACAUGUGGCUGUACCGCGCCUACAGCGGGAACCUGUACCACAACGGAGAGCAGACGCUGACGCUCAGCAGCUUCACGCAGGGAGACUUCAUCACCUGCGUCCUCGACAUGGAGGCCAGAACCGUCUCCUUCAGCAAGAACGGAGAGGAGCCGAAGUUGGCGUUUGAGGAUGUUGACGCAGCCGAGUUGUUUCCUUGUGUCAUGUUCUACAGCAGUAACCCGGGAGAGAAGGUGAAGAUCUGCGACAUGCAGAUGCGAGGGACGCCACGCGACCUCCUGCCCGGCGACCCCGUCUGCAGCCCCACGCCCACGGUGCUGGUCGAGGCCACGGCCCAGCUGGUCCGCAUCUUGCACCGCACCGACCGCUGGACGCCGCGCAUCAACAGCGCCAUCAUCCAGCGGCUGCAGAAGAUCAAGCCCUGCUUCCGGGACGCCGCCACGGGGGGGCCGGCCGGCGGCCAGCGGCUGAAGAAGAGCCGCUCGGUGCAGAGUCGCGAGGAGCACGACGCCCAGAGGGAGAGCCCCGAUGCUCCGCCAAGGGCGGAGGAGGACCGGGGGCGGCAAGGCCGGCAGCACGGCCUGGCGGACCUGGCCGAGCCGCACCUGCGCAGCCUGUGCUGCGACGUGUGGCCGGUUCUGGCCGUGAUCGGCGGGGCGGACGGCGGGCUGCGCGUCGGCGGCCGCUGCGUCCACAAGCAGACGGGACGCCACGCCACGCUGCUGGGCGUGGCCAAGGAGGGCAGCAGCUCGGCCAAGGUCCAAUGGGACGAGGCAGAGAUCACCAUCAGCUUCCCAACUUUCUGGUCGCCUAGUGACACGCCGCUGUACAAUCUGGAGCCGUGUGAGCCGCUGCCGUUCGACGUGGGCCGGUUCCGGGGCCUGACCUCGUCGCUGCUGCUGGACCUCACCUACCUGACCAGCAUCCACGAGGAGAACGCCGCCAAGCUGGGCGGGCGCCGCCACGACAGGAAGCACCGCAACGCCGCCUCCGUUGGCCACGAGGCGAGCUGCGGCGACGACAGGCCGGACGGCCAGAAGGACGCCGCCGCCUCCGAGCUGAGGGUGUCCCACAGCCUGGAGGAGGUCAAGGCUCACCUGGCGCCCAACUCCAAGUCCGAGAGCGAGAUCUCAUCUGUCGCCAGCGGAAACGAAGCUCUGUUCGGCCCGGCGCCCAACGCCACCGCAGAGGCAGGCAGGAAGAAAGGCCACGAGCACGGCGGGCGCCACGAGGCUCCGCCCAUUAGCACACAGUCAGAAAUCCACGCCGUACAGCUGUCCUACCUCUACCUGGGCGCCAUGAAGACCCUGAGCGCCCUGCUGAGCUGCAGCAAGUACGCGGAGCUGCUGCUCAUCCCCAAGGUGGUCCCAGAGACGGCGCCGUGCGGCCACAACGCCGACCUGAGCGCCGCCAGCGGCGCGGCUCCGCCCUCGCCCGUCUUCCAGGAGGAGGUGGAGAUGCGGACGGCGCUGCAGUUCCUCAUGCGCCACAUGGUGAAGCGCGCCGUGAUGCGCUCCCCGAUCAAACGCGCGCUGGGCCUGGCGGACCUGGAGAGAGCGCAGGCCAUGAUCUACAAGCUGGUGGUGAACGGGCUGCUGGAUGAGCCCAGCGGCGGGAAGUCCAGGCCGGGGGUGAGGAGCGAGCCUGAAGGGGAAGGCGAGGGCGGCGAGGGCGAGCAGCUGGCUCAGACGCCCAUCACCACCAGCCCCUCGGCGUCCAGCACCACCUCCUUCAUGAGCUCCUCCCUGGAGGACACCACCACCGCCACCACGCCCGUCACCGACACCGAGACCGUGCCCGCCUCCGAGCCGGGCGUCAUGCCGCUCAGCUUGCUCAGGCAGAUGUUCUCCAGCUACCCCACCACCACCCUGGUUCCGACCCGCCGGGCCCCAGACGCCCCAGUGUUCCUGCCGACCUCUCCGUCAGACGAGGUGGGCCGCAGGCAGAGCCUCACCUCGCCGGACUCCCAGCCCUGCAGGCCGCAGAACCGGGCCGGAACAUGUGAGUGGACCGAGCUGUCGGACCCCAGCAGCAGGCUGUCCACGUCGCCGCCGCCGCCGGCCAUCGCCGUGCCGCUGCUGGAGAUGGGCUUCACGCUGCGGCAGAUCUCCAAGGCCCUGGAAGCAACGGGCGCUCGGGGAGAAGCAGACGCCCAGAACAUCACAGUGCUCGCCAUGUGGAUGAUCGAACAUCCCGGCACGGAGGACGAGCGCGACGAGCCUCACAGCAGGAGCGGCGCGCUGGUUGUCGACGCUCCUGACUCCGCCUCCUGUCCGGGGGCGAUGGCGUCCUCGGGGGGCAAGUCCCUGGACCGGAGCCCGUACCUCUGCUGUCCGGGAGACGUGGCCAGCGCCGACGCCUCGGAGCUGGAGGAGGGCUUCGGUGACAGCCCUGAAGGUCCGGAGCAAGACAGCGCAGCGGUAUCCAGCUGCACCUCCCUCAGAGGACGCUCCGCCGCCGGCAGGAAGCACCGCUUCGACCUGGCCGCACGCACGCUGCUGGCGCGCGCCGCCGGGCUGUACCGCUCGGUCCAGGCCCACCACAGCCAGGCCCGGCGGGACGCGGCGCCGCCGCAGCAGCAGGACCCGGGCGCGCUGUACGACUUCAACCUGGACGAGGAGCUGGAGAUGGACCUGGACGAGGAGACCAUGGAGGCCAUGUUCGGCCAGGACCUGGCCAGCGACACCGACACUGGAAUGUGGAUCCCGGAGGUACUGGACUGGCCAACAUGGCACGUGUGUGAGGCCGACGACCGAGACGAGGUGGUGGUGUGUGAGCUGUGUGAGGCCAGCGUGGCGAGCUUCAACCAGCACAUGAAGAAGAAUCACCCCGGCUGCGGGCGCAGCGCCAACCGACAGGGUUACCGCAGCAACGGCUCCUACGUGGACGGCUGGUUCGGCGGCGAGUGCGGCAGCGGGAACCCGUACUACCUGCUGUGUGGCGGCUGCAGGGACAAAUACCUGGCCAUCAAGAGCAAAGCCAGAGUCCCCUCCGCAGAGAGGUACAGAGGUCAGGCGCCGGACCUGCUGGGGAAGCAGGACAGCGUGUACGAAGAGGACUGGGACAUGCUGGACGUGGACGAAGACGAGAAGCUGACGGGAGAGGAAGAGUUCGAGCUGCUGUCUGGCCCGCUGGGCCUGAGCGAGCGUCGCGUCGUCCCCGAACCCGUCCAGUUCCCCGACAGCGACCCGCUGGGAGCCUCGGUCGCCAUGGUGACGGCCACCAACAGCAUGGAGGAGACGCUGCUGCAGAUAGGCUGCCAGACGUCGGUGGAUAAAAGCUCGUCGGGCCGCAUGACGCUUGGCGAACAGGCCGCCGCCCUGCAGAACCCACACGACCGCGUCAUGGCGCUCAGGAGGGUGACGGCCGCAGCACAGGUGCUGCUGGCCCGCACCAUGGUGAUGAGGGCGCUGUCGCUGCUCUCCGUCAGCGGCUCCAGCUGCAGCCUGGCGGCGGGCCUGGAGUCUCUGGGCCUGACCGACAUCAGGACGCUGGUCCGCCUCAUGUGCCUGGCGGCGGCGGGCCGAGCCGGACUCUCUACCGGCCCGGCGGCGGGGGCGGGCCCCUCGGAGCGGCCCCGCGGCGCCGCCAAGGCCAGCAAGCCCAUUUCCUGCCUGGCCUACCUGAGCACCGCGGUGGGCUGCCUGGCCUCCAACAGCCCCAAUGCCGCCAAGCUGCUGGUGCAGCUCUGCACGCAGAACCUGAUCUCUGCGGCGAUAGGCAUGAACCUGACCACGGUGGACGACCCCAUCCAGAGGAAGUUCCUGCCCAGCUUCCUGCGCGGCGUGGCCGAGGAGAACAAGCUCAUCACCUCCCCGAACUUUGUGGUGACGCAGGCGCUGGUGGCGCUGCUGGCGGAUAAAGGCGCCCGGCUGCGGCCCGUCUACGACAAGGCCGACCUGGAGAAGAGAGGCCCCCUGGAGCUGGCCAACGCUCUGGCGGCCUGCUGCCUGUCCUCCAGGCUGUCCUCCCAGCACCGCCAGUGGGCCGCGCAGCAGCUGGUCCGCACGCUGGCCGCUCACGACCGCGACAACAGCCAGAGCCGGCCGCAGACCUUCGCCGACAUGGCGGGGGAUCUGCGGAAGUGCUCCUUCAUCAAGCUGGAGGCGCACCAGAGCAGGGUCAUCACCUGUGGCUGGUGCAGUAAGAAAGGCCUGCUGGCCACCAGCGGCAGCGACGGGACGGUCCGGGUGUGGAACGUGACGAAGAGCCAGUACACGCUGCAGCAGACCUGCGUCUUCAACAAGGAUGAUGGCUCCUCGGACGACGGGAUGUCCGCUCUGGGCUCUCCCAGCGACCCUUGCUUGUCUCCUCUGGCCUGGAGCGUGACUGGAAAAUAUCUGGCAUCAGCCAUGGAGAAAAUGGUCAACAUCUGGCAAGUUAACGGCGGUAAAGGCCUGCUGGACGUGCAGCCCCACUGGGUGUCGGCGCUGGCGUGGCCAGAGGAGGAGGCGGAGUCUCUGUGGUGCGGCGAGCCCAAAGACAUGCUGCUGGUGGGCCGGAUGGACGGGUCGCUGGGCCUCAUUGAGGUUCUGGACGCCAGCGACAUGCACCGCAGCGAGCUGGAGCACUGCUACAGGAAAGACGUGGCCGUGAUGCACAUCGCCUGGUACAGUGAGGACCGGCCGUUCGCCGUGGGAUACGCCGACGGAAAGCUGCUGAUCGGGUCCAAGGAGCCGCUGGAGAAAGGAGCUGUGGUCGUGAUUGACGCUCACAAGGAAUCCAUCAGCAGCAUGAAGUGGAGCCCCAACGGCCAGAUCCUGCUGACCUGCGCCAAGGAGGAGACGGUGAAGCUGUGGGCCGCCCCGGACCGGGACUCGGGUUCCGGCUGGCGCUGCCUGCAGACCCUGUGCCACGCCUCCCUGGUGAACGGCGUGGCGUGGUGCGGCCUGCCGGGCCGCGGGCCCAGACCGCUCAGCAUGCUCGCCAUAUGUUGCCAGAACGGCCUGGUGUCGGUCUGGACCGUUCCUCAGGAAAUCUGCCACUUCCCAGAAUCCUCCCGGAGCGACUCGGAGGCGCUGUGGGAGAACGGCGCCAAACCCAAACUACUGUCGCCGCGUUGGGCCGAGGACGGAGCCGUGUGCGUCUUCCAGCUGAAGGGACACAUCACGCCGGUCCGGACGCUGGCCUUCAGCCCCGACGGCCUGGCGCUGGCCUCCGGCGGAGUCGGCGGCCUCAUGAACAUCUGGUCUCUGCAGGACGGCUCCGUCCUGCAGACCGUCGUCGCCGGAUCCGGAGCCAUCCAGAACAUUGUCUGGAUCCCAGAUGUGGGCGUGGCCGUCUGCUCCAACAGGUCAAAGGACGUUCUGGUCGUGAACUGCUCCAAAGAGUUCAUGGCGUCCAACCACGUGCUGGCGACUUGCCGCUCGGCGCUGAAGCGGCAGGGCGUGGUGGGCCUCAACGCGGCGCCCUGCAUGAGGACGUUCCUGGAGCGGCUGCCGGUGAUGCUGCAGGAGCAGUACGCCUACGAGAAGCCUCAUGUGGUUUGUGGCGAGCAGCUCGUCCACAGCCCCUACAUGCAGUGCCUGGCGUCUCUGGCGGUCGGCCUCCACCUGGACCAGCUCCUGUGCCGCCCACCGGCUCCGCCCCACCUCCGCCGCUGUCCUCCGGAGUCCGGCACCGCCGUCUGGAGCGCCAGCGAGUGGGCGUGGCUCGACUGCUUCUCCACCACUGUCAAGGCGGCCGAGGCCCUCGCCCGCGGCGCCACAUUUCCCGACUCCUUCUGCGUUCCUGACCUGGAGCCGGUGCCCAAGGAGGAAAUGGCUCUGGUGAUGGACAACGGGAAGUGGGCGGCCGAGAUGGACGAGCAGAUCAUGUCCUGGGCCACGUCCAGGCCGGAGGACUGGCACCUGGGGGGCAGGUGUGACGUCUUCCUGUGGGGAGCCGGUCGGCACGGCCAGCUGGCCGAGGCUGGCAGGAACAUCCUGGUUCCGACCACCGCCCCGUCCUUCUCACAGGCCCAGCAGGUGGUUUGUGGUCAGAACUGCACCUUUGUGAUCCAGCCCAACGGGUCGGUGUUGGCCUGCGGAGAGGGCAGCUACGGCCGCCUGGGACAGGGGAACUCCGACGACCUGCACGUCCUCACCAUCAUCUCCGCUCUGCAAGGAUUUGUGGUGACCCAGCUGGUGACGUCGUGCGGCAGCGACGGCCACUCCAUGGCUCUGACGGAGAGCGGCGAGGUCUUCAGCUGGGGUGACGGCGACUACGGCAAGCUGGGCCAUGGCAACAGUGACCGCCAGCGCCGACCGCGGCAGAUCGAAGCGCUGCAGGGAGAGGAGGUGGUCCAGAUGUCUUGUGGAUUCAAACACUCUGCGGUGGUGACGGCCGACGGGAAGCUUUUCACCUUCGGGAACGGAGAUUACGGCCGACUGGGGCUGGGAAACACGUCCAACAAGAAGCUUCCGGAGAAGGAAGGUCUGGAGGGUUACCAAGUGGGACAGGUGGCCUGCGGUCUGAACCACACGCUGGUCGUCUCUGCGGACGGAAGCAUGGUUUGGGCCUUCGGCGACGGAGACUAUGGGAAACUGGGACGGAACUCGACGGCCAAGUCUUCUCCCCAGAAGGUGGACGUCCUCUGUGGGACGGGGAUCCAGAAGGUGGCCUGUGGGACGCAGUUCUCCGUGGCUCUAACCAAAGAUGGCAAAGUUUACACGUUCGGCCAAGACCGGCUGAUCGGACUCCCAGAAGGCCGAGCUCGGAACCACAACCGGCCCCAGCAGGUUCCGGCGCUGUCCGGGAUCCACAUUCAGGACGUGGUGGUCGGCGCCGAGCACACGCUGGUUCUGUCUUCCACCGGAGACGUCUACGCGUGGGGCAGCAACUCGGAGGGACAGCUGGGUCUGGGCCACACCAACCACGUCAGAGAGCCCACGCUGCUCACGGCGCUGCAGGGCAAGAACAUCAACCAGAUCUCGGCUGGACGCUGCCACAGCGCCGCCUGGACGGCGCCUUGCGUGCCGCCGCGCGCUUCAGGCUCGUCGGUUCCGCUCCAGCUGGGCCUCCCGGUGGCGGUUCCGCCUCAGUACAGCGGGCUGAAGGAGGUCAGCAUGGAGGCGGUGAGGGCGCGGCUCCGCCUCCUCUACCACUUCUCUGACCUCAUGUACUCGUCGUGGCGGCUGCUGAACCUCAGCCCCAACAACCAGAGCUGCACCUCCCACUACAACGCCGGGACCUGGGGCAUCGUUCAGGGCCAGCUGCGCCCCCUGCUGGCCCCCCGGGUCUACACGCUGCCCAUGGUGCGCUCCAUCGGGAAGACCAUGGUUCAGGGCAAGAACUACGGUCCACAGAUCACCGUCAAGCGGAUCUCCACCCGCGGCCGGAAGUGCAAACCGAUCUUCGUCCAGAUCGCCCGGCAGGUGGUGAAGCUGAACGCCUCCGACCUGCGGCUGCCGUCCCGCGCCUGGAAGGUCAAGCUGGUGGGCGAGGGGGCGGACGACGCGGGCGGCGUGUUUGAUGACACCAUCACCGAGAUGUGCCAGGAGCUGGAGACAGGUGUGGUGGACCUGCUGAUCCCCUCCCCUAACGCCACCGCAGAGGUCGGCUACAACAGAGACAGAUUCCUGUUCAACCCGUCCGCCUGCCUGGACGAGCACAUGAUCCAGUUCAAGUUCCUGGGCAUCCUGAUGGGCGUGGCGGUGCGCACCAAGAAGCCGUUGGACCUGCACCUGGCGCCGUUGGUAUGGAAACAGCUGUGCUGCAUCCCGCUGCAGCUGGAGGACCUGGAGGAGGUGGACCUGCUCUACGUCCAGACGCUGAAGAGCAUCCUGCACAUCGAGGACAGCGGCAUCACCGAGGACAGCUUCCACGAGAUGAUACCUCUGGACUCGUUUGUGGGUCAGAGCGCGGACGGGAAGACGGUUCCCAUAAUUCCCGGCGGAGCCAGCAUCCCGCUCUCCUUCUCCAACCGGAAGGAGUACGUGGAGCGGGCUGUCGAGUACCGGCUGCACGAGAUUGACCGACAGGUGGCGGCGGUGCGUGAAGGCAUGUCCUGGAUCGUGCCGGUGCCGCUGCUGUCGCUGCUGACGGCGCGGCAGCUGGAGCAGAUGGUGUGCGGCAUGCCGGAGAUCUGCUGCGAGGUUCUGAAGAAGGUGGUCCGGUAUCGGGAGGUGGACGAGCAGCACGCGCUGGUCCAGUGGUUCUGGCAGACGCUGGAGGAGUUCUCCAACGAGGAGCGCGUCCUCUUCAUGCGCUUCGUCUCCGGGCGCUCCCGGCUGCCCGCCAACACCGCCGACAUCUCACAGCGGUUCCAGAUCAUGAAGGUGGACCGGCCGUACGACAGCCUCCCCACCUCCCAGACCUGCUUCUUCCAGCUGCGCCUGCCGCCGUACUCCAGCCAGGGCGUCAUGGCCGAGCGGCUGCGCUACGCCAUCAACAACUGCCGCAUCGACAUGGACAACUACAUGCUCUCCCGCAACGUGGACAACGCCGAGGGCUCCGACACGGACUACUGAUGUUUCCACGCGUCCGCAAACUCUUUUACAUCCGUUUUAUUUCUGUAAUAUCGGCACAACCUUCAUUUCUCUCUGUGGUUUAUUAGUUUUUAUCAUGGAAAUCCACAGGAAGAGUGUUAAUUCUGGUUUCCUCCCACAGUGCUAUUUGGAAACGUGUACAGAAUAUCUGGUGAAGAUUGUACAUUGUGUAAAAUGCUUCAAUAGCAAAAUGUUUUGCAUUGUAUCCAUAUUUAUUGUUCAUUGGUGGCAGCAAUUUUCCCAAAGCAAACAAAAUAAAAAAAACUAUAAAAUGCUGCAGAACUGAUCUGUUGAAAUGUGUGUCCUGACUCAGUUGAUCUGUUUUUUGUGUAUGUCUUCUCUGUUUUCUUAACUAAAAGACAAAAAAUUAAAGUUUGAUAAAACGGA
This is a messenger RNA of Poeciliopsis prolifica (blackstripe livebearer), 15311 nucleotides long. Its product is annotated as probable E3 ubiquitin-protein ligase HERC1. NCBI's taxonomy places the organism in Eukaryota, Metazoa, Chordata, Actinopteri, Cyprinodontiformes, Poeciliidae. Gene Ontology annotation, molecular function: protein binding; ubiquitin-protein transferase activity. The record is from RefSeq and is a predicted model, not a curated record.